Messenger RNA from Haliotis rufescens (red abalone), 2187 nucleotides. RefSeq names its product flocculation protein FLO11-like. The coding region runs from base 1 to 2187 and encodes 728 amino acids. The record is from RefSeq and is a predicted model, not a curated record. Lineage: Eukaryota; Metazoa; Mollusca; Gastropoda; Lepetellida; Haliotidae. The transcript has 5 exons.
AUGAAGUUUCAAGCCGAAAUCGAGAUAACGGAAAGGAACGGCACCACAUUGUCCAUAGGCACAGAUAUAACAGAAAUAUGGUAUUUGGGGACAAGAAACACGGAGUUCAACGUCAGACAACCCUCAACACCCAGUACAGGUAACACGGAGUUCAACGUCAGUCAACCCUCAACACCAAGUACAGGUAACACUGAGUUCAACGUCAGACAACCCUCAACACCCAGUACAGGCAACACGGAGUUCGACGUCGGACAACCCUCAACACCCAGUACAGCUAACACUGAGUUCAACGUCAGACAACCCGCAACACCCAUUCCUAGCAACACGGAGUUCGUCGUCAGACAACCCUCAACACCAUUCCUAGCAACACAGAGUUCGACGUCAGACAACCCUCAACACCCAGUACAGGUAACACGGACAACCCUCAACACCCAGUACAGCAACAGGGAGUUCGACGUCAGUCAACCCUCAACACCAAGUCCAGGUAACACUGAGUUCAACGUCAGACAACCCUCAACACCCAGUACAGGCAACACGGACAACCCUCAACACCAAGUCCAGGUAACACUGAGUUCAACGUCAGACAACCCUCAACACCCAGUACAGGCAACACGGAGUUCGACGUCGGACAACCCUCAACACCAAGUACAGACAACCCUCAACACCCAGUACAGGCAACAUGGAAUUCGACGUCAGACAACCCUCAACACCCAGUACAGGAAACACGGACAACCCUCAACACCCAAUACAGGAAACACGGAGUUCAACGUCAGACAUCCCUCAACACCCAGUACAGGUAACACGGAGUUCGACGUCAGACAACCCUUAACACCCAGUAAAGGAAACACGGAGUUCAAAGUCAGACAACCCUCAACACCCAUGCCUAGCAACACGGAGUUCAACGUCAGACAACCCUCAACACCCAUUCCUAGCAACACGGAGUUCGACGUCAGACAUCCCUCAACACCCAGUACAGGCAACAUGGAGUUCGAUGUCAGACAACCCUCAACACCCAGUACAGGAAACACUGAGUUCAACGUCAGACAACCCUCAACACCCAUUCCUAGCAACACAGAGUUCGUCGUCAGACAACCCUCAACACCCAUUCCUAGCAACAGGGAGUUCGACGUCAGACAACCCUCAACACCCAGUACAGGCAACAUGGAGUUCGAUGUCAGACAACCCUCAACACCCAUUCCUAGCAACACUGAGUUCCACGUCAGACAACCCUCAACACCCAGUACAGGAAACACGGACAACCCUCAACACCCAAUACAGGAAACACGGAGUUCGACGUCAGACAACCCCCAACACCCAGUACAGCAACACAGAGUUCGACGUCAGACAACCCUCAACACCCAGUACAGGAAACACGGACAACCCUCAACACCCAUUCCUAGCAACACAGAGUUCGACGUCAGUCAACCCUCAACACCCAUUCCUAGCAACACUGAGUUCAACGUCAGACAACCCUCAACACCCAUUCCUAGCAACACUGAGUUCAACGUCAGACAACCCUCAACACCCAGUACAGGAAACACGGAGUUCGACGUCAGACAACCCUCAACACCCAUUCCUAGCAACAGGGAGUUCGACGUCAGACAACCCUCAACACCCAUUCCUAGCAACAGGGAGUUCGACGUCAGACAACCCUCAACACCCAUUCCUAGCAACAGGGAGUUCGACGUCAGACAACCCUCAACACCCAUUCCUAGCAACACAGAGUUCGACGUCAGACAACCCUCAACACCCAGUACAGGAAACACGGACAACCCUCAACACCCAUUCCUAGCAACACAGAGUUCGACGUCAGUCAACCCUCAACACCCAUUCCUAGCAACACUGAGUUCAACGUCAGACAACCCUCAACACCCAUUCCUAGCAACACUGAGUUCAACGUCAGACAACCCUCAACACCCAGUACAGGAAACACGGAGUUCGACGUCAGACAACCCUCAACACCCAUUCCUAGCAACAGGGAGUUCGACGUCAGACAACCCUCAACACCCAUUCCUAGCAACAGGGAGUUCGACGUCAGACAACCCUCAACACCCAUUCCUAGCAACAGGGAGUUCGACGUCAGACAACCCUCAACACCCAUUCCUAGCAACACAGAGUUCGACGUCAGACAACCCUCAACACCCAGUACAGGAAACACGGACAACCCUCAACACCCAGUACAGGUAA